This is a messenger RNA of Cooperia oncophora, 357 nucleotides long. The record is from the annotation of a GenBank genome assembly. NCBI's taxonomy places the organism in Eukaryota, Metazoa, Nematoda, Chromadorea, Rhabditida, Trichostrongylidae.
AUGCAUGGGAUUCAAAGGAAUGCAGUGAGGCAAACGUACUUAAAGUGGACAGAUGGACGUAUCCCUUAUACAAUUAGUUCACAGUAUUCAUCAUACAGCCGAUCGAAAAUAGCCGAAGCUAUUGAGGAAUACCGAAAAAAGACCUGCAUCGAUUUCUCACCGAAAAGUGCUGCUGAUCAGGACUACAUACACAUAGUACCAGAUGACGGAUGUUAUUCAUUAGUCGGCCGGAUCGGAGGAAAGCAACCAGUUAGCCUUGGUGAUGGCUGCAUACAGAAAGGAAUCAUCAUCCACGAACUCAUGCAUGCUGUUGGAUUCUUUCACGAGCAAAGUUGGUUUUUUCUCGGAAUCGAUUGA